AGAAGAAGGUUAGAAUCUGAGUGUUUGAUAUGGCCCUCCUCCUCCUCCGACUCACUCUGAUCUGAAUCCCCAUUUGAUUCUUCGAUCUCUCACAUCGAGAGUUAGAUCAGAUGGUUUCGUCUCCAUUCAUCUCAGCCAUGACCAUCUUCAUCGUCUCUCUGAUCUUACUCUUCCAAAUCACUCCCACUCUUUCCGGAGAUCCCGAUUACUUCGUCCUUCAGCCGCCUCAAGCCAGCGGCGAUCGUCACACUAUGAUUCUCCCUCUCUUUCUCGCUUCUCCAUCUUCUUCCCCCAAUUCCUCAAUCACCUCCGUCGGAAAAUACCGACGCCAACUGCAAGGUUCCACUUCUGAUCGCCCCAUCGCUCGUAUGCGAUUAUACGAUGAUCUCCUUCUCAACGGAUACUAUACUACGAGACUUUUCAUUGGGACUCCUCCGCAGAGAUUUGCGCUUAUCGUUGAUACGGGAAGUACAGUCACAUAUGUUCCUUGUUCUACCUGUGAACAGUGUGGUAGGCAUCAGGAUCCGAAAUUCCAGCCGGAUCUAUCCACCACUUAUGAGCCUGUGAAGUGUAAUGCUGAUUGUACCUGUGACAAUGAUAGGAACCAAUGCACAUAUGAUAGACAAUAUGCUGAGUUGAGCUCAAGUAGUGGUGUACUUGGCAAGGACAAAGUAUCUUUUGGUGACGAAAGUGAUCUAGUACCUCAGCGUGCUGUUUUUGGUUGUGAAAAUGUGGAAACUGGUGAUCUCUACAGUCAGCAUGCAGAUGGAAUCAUGGGAUUGGGCCGCGGAGAACUCAGUAUUGUUGAUCAACUUGUUGACGAAGGUGUAAUUAGUGACUCGUUUUCCUUGUGUUAUGGUGGGAUGGAUGUUGGUGGUGGUGCAAUGGUGCUUGGUGGAAUUUCUCCUCCUCCUGACAUGGUCUUUACAAAUUCUGAUCCUGUGCGCAGUCCUUAUUACAACAUUGAGCUGAAAGCCAUACAAGUUGCUGGGAAGCAGUUGUCUUUAAAGCCAAGUGUUUUUGAUGGGAAGCAUGGGACAGUUCUCGAUAGUGGAACAACAUAUGCUUAUCUGCCUGAAGCUGCAUUUAUAGCAUUUAAAGAUGCUAUAAUGAAGGAAUUAGGUUCACUCAAACAAAUUCGCGGUCCUGAUCCAAAUUAUAAUGAUAUAUGUUUCUCUGGUGGUGGAAGUGAUGUAUCACAAUUGCCCAAAGUCUUUCCAUCUGUUGACAUGGUAUUUGGAAACGGACAGAAACUUUCACUAAGUCCUGAAAACUACUUGUUCAGGCAUUCCAAGGUGCCGGGAGCAUACUGCUUGGGGGUUUUCCAGAAUGGGAAGGAUCCAACCACUCUAUUGGGAGGAAUUGUUGUCCGCAAUACUCUUGUGAUAUAUGACCGGGAACAUGAGAAGAUUGGUUUCUGGAGAACCAAUUGUUCUCAGCUGUGGAAAAACCUUCAUGUUGAUGGUGCUCCGCCCCCACUAUCGAAUUCUAACGGUACAAACCCGUCUAUCGGCAUUCCACCUUCUGUGGCUCCUGAAUCAUCAUCACACCAUGUUUUUCCAGGAGAAAUUCAAGUAGGACUCAUAACAUUCUUCAUGUCCUUGAGCAUAAAGUACGAUGAUUUGAAGCCUCUCGUUACAGAGCUUAAUCAAUUAAUUGCACAGGAGUUGGAGGUUAAUACCUCACAGAUCCACUUGUUAAAUUUUACUGCAGAAGGAAAUGGUUCCCUAACCAAAUGGGCCAUUUUUCCUUCAGGAUCUGCUGGGUACUUCCCAAAUGCCACGGCAGUGAGCAUUAUUUCCCGGAUAUCAGAGAAUCGUAUUAAUCUUCCUCAAACCUUUGGAAACUAUCAGUUGGUUGAAUGGAAUAUUGAGCCACCAAAAGAGCGGACAUGGUGGCAGCAACAUUACUUGGUUGUGGUUACACCAAUUGUUGUGACGAUAAUCUUUGGGUUAUCGGCUUCCUUGGGUUGGUUUCUAUGGAAACGAAGGCAGGAUGGUUCCAUCUCUUAUCGUCCUGUUAAUGAUGCGGUUUCUGAGCAAGAGUUACAACCUCUAUAAUAAUAACUCUUGACCAAAAAAAUCAUCUACUAGAAUUGUGAAAUACAUUGAUUGCAUUUUGGCUUUGAGAUAUGAUUUCUGCAAGCAAAACUAACAGAGAUGAUACAAUUGGAGAAAGCUGGUUAUAUAACAUUCAAUGAGACCACAUAGGAGGAAGGGAGGGGGUUUAAUAAGAUUGUUGGAGGCAGGAAAGACAGAAGAGGUACAGCAAGUAAAGCACACUUAUUCUGUAUACCAAAAACAACAUUGAAUUUUAAAAAUGGAACAAAAACAUUAAUUGUUAGUCAUAUGUUUUAGUUCAGGUCUUUUU
Molecule: messenger RNA, 2370 nt
Organism: Impatiens glandulifera
Lineage: Eukaryota; Viridiplantae; Streptophyta; Magnoliopsida; Ericales; Balsaminaceae
Product: aspartic proteinase 36-like
Exons: 12
Coding region: 111-2060 (649 amino acids)
Biological process (GO): proteolysis
Molecular function (GO): aspartic-type endopeptidase activity
Source: RefSeq, a predicted model, not a curated record